Eufriesea mexicana is the source of this 480-nucleotide messenger RNA. RefSeq names its product magnesium-dependent phosphatase 1. Gene Ontology annotation, molecular function: acid phosphatase activity. The transcript is spliced from 4 exons. The record is from RefSeq and is a predicted model, not a curated record. NCBI's taxonomy places the organism in Eukaryota, Metazoa, Arthropoda, Insecta, Hymenoptera, Apidae. Bases 1 to 480 code for a protein of 159 amino acids.
AUGUGUAAAACAAAUCGUAAACCAAAAAUAAUUGUUUUUGAUCUAGAUUAUACUUUAUGGCCAUUUUGGGUUGAUACUCAUGUAUCUCCUCCUUUUAAAAAGAAAGGAAAUACUGUGAUAGACUCCCAUAAUAAAAUUAUAAAAUAUUACAAAGAAGUACCUGAUGUUUUAAAAUGUUUAUAUGAAGAAGGAUAUGAACUUGGUGUUGCAUCUCGUACCUCAGAGAUAAGCGGUGCAAAUCAAUUAUUAAAUUUAUUUAAUUGGGAUAAAUAUUUUAAAUAUAAAGAAAUUUAUCCUGGAAUUAAAGUAACUCAUUUUUCUAAAAUUCAAAAAGCAUCAGGUAUUGAUUAUAAAGAUAUGAUGUUUUUUGACGAUGAACACAGAAAUAUUAUUGAUGUAGGUAAACUUGGUGUUACUUGUAUAUUUGUUAAAGAAGGUAUAACACGUACUCUUGUAGAAGAUUCCAUUAAAAAUUUUUAA